CCUCAAGCAGUUUAUAUUCACGUGAGUAAGCAUAACAAGAUUAGGCUCAAAUAUAUCACAGAUCUACAACACAACAUACUGUACUGCUACUCUAAUAAUAAAGCAAAUACUGUACAUUUUCAAAAUUGCCUAAUUUCAUAUUUGCAUAAAAAUUAAAAUUAAAAGGGAGUAAACAAUGGGUUUUAAAAAUAGCCUAAAAGCACAUUGACUCAUUUUCAAAGCCUCUCAGGAUUACAUUCUGUCAAGAAAUUAUCUAAAUUCUAAAAUUCCCUUUAUUAUACAUUUACCCAACUGUGUCUUUCCACUCCAUCACGUCCAAUUUCAAACCUAUUCUGAGAAAGAUUGUUCUCUUUGUUUUAGUACUGCAGUGACCAUAAAAGCCUAACCAGUUAAACCACCAAGGAAACCUGAGAGAGUGAAAUUAGGAGUUUGACGACUGAAGCACUCCUUCAGUGAGAGAGAAAAGGAAUCAACUCUGUGGUCUAGUGCUAUGCCUAGAAACUGAGCUUUCCAGGCUUGGAUAAGAAAUGGAUAAGGAUGAGAUUGACCUUCAGAGAAUCCCCCCAGAGGCACCUUGGGGGCCACGCACUAACAGUGCAUUUCAUGGGGUGGAAUUUCUGCCAGAAGAUCUUGGUGAGGGUCUGAAUAAAACUGCAAUGAGAGUGAAUGAGAAAUAUUCCUCUCUACCUGCUGAGGAGAAGGGGAUUCACAUUAUCAACAUCCGAGCUAUUGAAGACAUCGGAUACAUCCAGCGUGAAAGUACAUUAUUAAAUUCGCUGUGUCAGGAUCCAGAUGCCAACUGCAAACAUGGACUCUAUUUUAGAGAUGGCAAGAGGAAAGUGGACUACAUCUUGGUUUACCAUUACAAGAAAUCCUCAGUCAGUAAGACGCUCACUAGACGAAUUUAUCACAAUGACUCAAGUGCCCGAAGCAUCAAACAGGAUCAUCAGCUUCCUGGGAAGGGCGGGCACCUUGACGUGGGAGAAAGUGAGACUCACAUGGACUAUCAUGAAGAUGAUAAGAGAUUCCGCAGAGAGGAGUAUGAAGGCAAUCUCAUGGAGGCUGGUCUGGAAUUGGAAAGAGAUGAAGAUACUAAAAUACAUGGGGUUGGAUUUGUAAAAAUACAUGCACCUUGGAAUGUUUUGUGCCGGGAGGCAGAAUUUCUGAAACUCAAGAUGCCCACAAAAAAGGUGUAUCAGAUAAAUCAAGCCCAUGGUCUUUUGAAAAAAAUUAAUUCUGUAAUUCAAAAAAUAACAGAACCUAUCCAGCCAAAAGUAGCAGAACACAAACCAGAGACAGUGAAACGCCUCUCUUAUCCCUUCUCCCGGGAGAAACAACACUUAUUUGAUUUGUCUGACAAAGAGUCCUUUUUUGACAGCAAAACUAGAAGCACGAUAGUUUAUGAAAUACUGAAAAGAACAACAUGUACCAAAGCCAAGUAUAGCAUGGGAAUCACCAGUCUGCUUGCCAAUGGAGUUUACAGUGCUGCAUAUCCUUUGCAUGAUGGUGACUACGAAGGUGAAAAUGUUGAGCUCAAUGACAGAAAACUCUUGUGUGAGGAAUGGGCAAGCUAUGGAGUCUUUUAUAAAUACCAGCCAAUUGACCUGGUGAGAAAAUACUUUGGAGAGAAGAUUGGACUGUAUUUUGCCUGGCUGGGAGUUUAUACUCAAAUGCUCAUUCCUGCUUCCAUUGUAGGGGUUAUUGUGUUUCUGUAUGGCUGUGCAACCGUGGAUGAGAAUAUACCAAGUAUGGAGAUGUGUGAUGAGAGAAACAAUAUCACCAUGUGUCCUCUAUGUGACAAUACAUGCAGUUACUGGAAAAUGAGCUCUUCCUGUGCCACUGCUAGAGCGAGUCACCUGUUUGACAACCCAGCAACUGUCUUCUUCUCUGUCUUUAUGGCUCUGUGGGCUGCCACUUUUAUGGAACACUGGAAGAGAAAACAGAUGCGUCUCAACUAUAGAUGGGAUUUGACUGGGUUUGAAGAAGAAGAGGCUCAUCCCAGAGCAGAAUAUGAAGCUAAAGUAUUAGAAAAAUCACUGAGAAAAGAAUACAUACAUAAAAAGAAGCGUCGACAUUUGCCAGAAGAGACAGGAAACAAAUGGAGACAGAGAGUUAAGAGAGUCAUGGCUGGGGUGAAAUUGACUGAUAAAGAGAAACUAACAUGGAAAGAUCGUUUUCCAGCAUAUUUUACCAAUUUUGUUGGCAUUAUCUUCAUGAUUGGACUGACAUUUGCUAUCGUGUUUGGAGUCAUUAUAUACAGAAUCUCCACUGCAGCAGCCUUAGCCCUCAGCUCAACUCCCUCUGGCCGGUCUAGUGUUAGAGUAACUGUCACUGCAACUGCAGUUAUUAUUAAUCUGGUGGUGAUCAUCAUUCUGGAUGAAGUAUAUGGCUGCAUAGCCAGGUGGCUAACUCAGAUUGAGGUCCCAAAAACAGACAAGAGUUUUGAAGAGCGGCUGAUCUUCAAGGCGUUCCUUCUGAAAUUUGUCAAUGCCUACACUCCCAUUUUCUAUGUUGCUUUCUUUAAAGGCCGAUUUGUUGGACGUCCCGGAGACUAUGUCUACAUUUUUCAUUCUUUCCGAAUGGAAGAGUGUGCCCCUGGUGGUUGCUUAAUGGAAUUGUGUAUCCAGCUUAGUAUUAUCAUGUUGGGCAAACAGCUGAUUCAGAAUAAUCUCUUUGAGAUUGGUAUCCCAAAAAUGAAGAAAUUAAUAAGAUACAUCAAAUUAAAGCGACAACGCUCUUUAGAUCAUGAGGAGCAUAUGAAAAAAAAACAACGCUAUGAAGUGGACUAUAACUUGGAGCCUUUUGCUGGGCUUACUCCAGAAUACAUGGAAAUGAUUAUCCAGUUUGGAUUUGUAACCUUGUUUGUUGCAUCCUUCCCACUGGCUCCUUUGUUUGCGUUAUUGAACAACAUCAUUGAAAUACGUCUAGAUGCAAAGAAAUUUGUCACUGAGCUUAGAAGACCAGUUGCAGUCAGAGCAAAAGAUAUAGGAAUCUGGUAUAAUAUCCUCAGAGGUGUAGGAAAACUUGCUGUAAUAAUAAAUGCAUUUGUGAUCUCAUUCACAUCUGACUUCAUUCCACGCCUCGUGUACCUGUAUAUGUACAGUGAGAAUGGCACCAUGCAUGGCUUCGUGAACCAUACACUAUCCUCUUUUAAUGUCAGCGAUUUUCAAGGAGGAACAGCCCCAAAUGACCCAAUGGAACUUGGCUACGAGGUUCGGAUAUGCAGAUACAAAGAUUACCGAGAACCCCCGUGGUCUGAAAACAAAUAUGAAAUUUCAAAGGACUUCUGGGCUGUCCUAGCAGCAAGAUUAGCAUUUGUGAUAGUUUUUCAGAACUUGGUCAUGUUUAUGAGUGACUUUGUGGACUGGAUUAUCCCAGACAUUCCCAAGGAUAUUAGUCAGCAGAUUCAUAAAGAGAAAGUUCUCAUGGUGGAGGUGUUCAUGAAAGAAGAACAGGGAAAGCUGCAAAUGCUAGAAACCUGGAAAGACAAGGACAUGAAAAAAGGUGAAAACUGUAACAACCACAGCCCCAAGCUCUCAAGGAGCCAAAGCGGGAGCAUGUCCUCCUGCCAUUCAUAUCACAUUGAUGUAUAGAAGAGGAAGGUAGUUUUGAUUUGUUGAGGCAUUCCAUUGAGAAACAAGCCAUCACUUAAAGGGCAAGACUUGAUUUAUAUACACCCAGGUGAAUGUUUAAGUAUGUGCAACCAUUUUGCUCCCAUCUUUGUGAGAAGUGCACUUCUUACAAAUAUGGAAGGCCACAUUCUAUUUUGGAUAGGAAUUUUUUUUUAAGUAACGCAGGGAAUUUUUAUAUUUCAUAGUUAGAUAACACUGUGGAUGUUAGUGUGUUUUAACAAAAUGCUGGUACUUAAAAAUGUUCUCUGAGAAUCUGACUUUAGCUUAUUAAUUAAGAAAUAACCAAAGUAAAUUUCAAAUAAGAAUUUUAAAUCUUUUUGGCAGUCCAUUCCUGAAAGGCUUCAGGCAGAUCUACAAAACAUAAGCAAAGUUAAUUUUACAAUGUGCUCUAGCAUUUCAUUUAACAGGAGAAAGGAAACAAUAUAAACCUUAUAUGGCAUCUUCAGUUUCAAAAGAUGCAGCUCAGCUCCCCUGGCAGACAUAAUCUGGAUUUGAACUUGCAGAUCCUAGGCAAACAAAACUCCCAUUGCAGUCACUAGGCUAUAUACACUGAAGCUGGUGCAGGGUAAAUUACCCAUUGGGAGAUUAACCUUAUCGACAGGGAUGUGGACGGGGAGAGAAUAGCUUUUUUUUUUUUUUUUAAAAGCUGGGACUCUAUAGGGACCCUGCUAGCAGUCUACUGUGCACUAGAGUCUUCCAUUUGGGCACUUCCCCACUCAGAAAACUGAGAAGAUGAAGUCAACGCAGAGUAUGUUAACCUUUAUCCCAACUCUGCGCACCACUGACAGCUCUUCACUGACCCAAAAAGCUCGUCAGGUGAAUGAUUCAUGUUGAUGCAGGUGCUCCAGUGCCCUGGACAGUAUUGUGGUCUUGUUAUAUUCUAUUAUGGGUUCUGAAGCAGUAGCAGCACAGCAGUAGCACAAUUUCAUAGGAUUUCUCAGCAGCCAGAGCAAUGUGGAGCAUUUUCAAAAGUGUCCUGAAUUAAUGAGCACAUGUAUAGCUACAGUAAUUUACACUGCCCCGCCUAAUAUCUAGGCACCAUUGUUGCUGAAAGAAUACACCGAAUCCACCUUUCCCCAUCAGCUCCUUUUCUACAGCUCACUCUCCUUUGCAAUGAAGAGGAGGUCACACCAUCACAGCCACUUUGCUUGGCUACAGUCUCCCCAACAUGGCAGACUUUCUGAUCCUAAUAACAUCUACUAUGCCAGGAAGAGUAAGGGUAGAUUGUCACGGAGUGUGGGGAGUCCAGUCCUGCACCCCUCUUUCUGGGACCCACAGUGACACUCAGCCAGCCAGUAAAACAGAAGGUUUAUUGGACAACAGGAACACAGGUUACAGCAGAGCUUGCAGGCACAGUCAGGACCCCUUAAUCGAGUCCUUCUGGGCUUUCAGGAUGCUUGGAUCCUAGCUAGGAUACCCUGAAUUCCGCCCACACAGCCCCAAGCCCAAACUCAAAACUGCUUCCCUCCUGCCACUCCCUUCCUUUGUCCCCCUUCCCGGGCAAAGGUGGUGACCUUUCCCCUCCCUUACCUAGUUCAGGUUACAGGCUCCGGUAUCGUCCAUCCCCUAAAGUCCUCCCCUGCUCUCCCAUUCCCCACACAGACAGCCCCUACUCCAUCACAUAGAUUCUGUGUGAAUAUGAUCUUAUUGUCUUUAAUGGAAGUUUUGCCUACUCUGGAAAUACAGGACCAGAACUUCAAUUACAGGACUUUUAUUUUGUCUUAAAAUAUGUUAUCUUAUAUAUAAUAUAUAUGUCAUUUCCUUAAAAUAAUUCUAAAAUCCUUAUCUGGAAUGCAUAUCCAGACCACAUCAGUGCAACUCUUUCAUGUAUAGUACAUUUUUAGAUUAAGGUUUGUCUAGUGAUAAACUGCACUUCCUAAUAAUAUUGGUGCAAUUAACCUCAUUCCCUUUAACACCUUCUCUUGUCCAUGGCACUUAUACUGAAAACAGGAAACUAAACAAUAAACUAAACCAAAUAACUAAAAUAAAAACAAAACUUUCAGUCUAUCUACUGUAUGGUUUGUUACAAAACCAAAUGUCAAAAGACUUAUACUUCAUGAAAAUAAGUGAGGGGGGUUGUCUUUUUUCUUUUGUUUGCCAAAGUAAUUUAAAGAUUUAAAAUAGAACUUUAAAAAUACCACACUUUGUUUUGUAAUAUUUAUUGGUUUUACUAUAAAGUAUGUGAUUACCUUCAGAUGUUUUUUUCUGUAGUCUGUUCAAAAAGACACCAGAAGAGAAAUUAUGUGAAAAGAAGUGAAUUAUAAUAACCAAAUAUUGUUAAAACUAAUUUAAAAUAUUGAUCCAACCAAAUAUUUUUAUUAAUAAAGGGCUUAUAUUUUGUUAAUGCUUGUUUCUCUAAUAUUUUGACUUGCAGGAAUGUCACUAUUUUUUUUAAUUAUAGUUUGAGAUGUUUAGUAAAAUAGGGCCAAAUCCUGUCUGAUUUAUUCUCAUACAGAAUAAGCACUGUGCCUGAUAGUAUCUAUAUGCAAAAUCAGGCUCACUGACUACAGCAGAGUCACUAGUAUAAGUAAGACAAGCAGAGUUGUGUCCAUACUCCAUAUAGAAAAUAUAAUCGUUAUUUCAUUCAUUAAUAACCUAAGAAGUCUAGAAAGAAACAAAUAGGUAGACACCUUUUAUGAAGAUAAAUGUUAGGGAACUUACUCUGAAGGAAUUUCAACUGUAUCUAAUAUUCUUGGCUUAAUACUGACAUUCCUGUAAAUAGUAAACUAUACUCAAGUACAUAUUUGUCAUAAAUUUUAUUAUUUGCUGAAACCAUAAGAGUAUACUUUCUUUUGUACAGUAAAUUGUUUGUUUGAAAUGAGAUUUUGUAUAUAAAUACUGUAUUACU
This is a messenger RNA of Gopherus flavomarginatus (Mexican gopher tortoise), 6480 nucleotides long. It is a transcript of the gene ANO1, whose product is annotated as anoctamin 1. The transcript is spliced from 27 exons. The coding region runs from base 528 to 3593 and encodes 1021 amino acids. Lineage: Eukaryota; Metazoa; Chordata; Testudines; Testudinidae. Gene Ontology annotation, biological process: chloride transmembrane transport. The record is from RefSeq and is a predicted model, not a curated record. Gene Ontology annotation, molecular function: protein dimerization activity; chloride channel activity. Gene Ontology annotation, cellular component: plasma membrane.